AUGAGAAAAUGCUUUGUUCCUUCUCAUUACUAUAGAGAGUUGUACAAUAAGCUACAAAGUUUGGUACAAGGGGGAAAGAGCGUAGAGGAGUAUUAUCAAGAGAUGGAGAUUGCUUUGAUUAGGGCCAAUAUAGAAGAGGAUAGGGAGGCUACUAUGGCUCGAUUUUUGCAUGGUCUUAACAAAGAUAUUGCUAAUCUUGUUGAAUUGCAGCAUUAUAUAGAGAUGGAGGACAUGCUACACAUGGCAAUCAAGAUAGAGCGGCAAUUGAAGCAAAAGAGCAAGAACUCCUCUUCAACAAAUUCUAAUUGGAAAGGUACAAAUUCUGCCCAAAAUAAAGGAAAGGAAGUGUCUAAAGAUAAUAAAGCCGAAACAAAGGGGGAUCAAAGCAAUAAAAGCCGAACUCAAGAAGGCAAGCCCAAAAAGAUCCAAUGCUUCAAAUGCCUAGGCUAUGGACAUAUCUCUUCUCAAUGUCUGAACAAACGCACUUUAGCAUUAAAAGGAGGCGAAUUGGUGUAUGCUAGUGAAGAAGAAAGUGGAGUUGAAAGUGAUGAAGACUCAAUGCCCGAAUUGGAAGAUUACUAUUUCGAUGAUGGAGCUAAGCAAGAGGGGCAUUCAGGUGAGCUUUGUGGAGUCAUCAUUAGAUCCUUGAACGUGCAACAAGGGCUGAUGAUGAAAGCCAAAGAGAGAACAUCUUUCAUACACGCUGAGUUUGAGGACAUGUUUCCCGACGAAAUUCCAAGUGGGUUACCACCCAUUCAUGGAAUUGAGCACCAAAUUGACUUUGUAUCCAGUUCUACCAUACCCAAUAGGCCGUCAUAUAAAGCAAAUCCCGAGAAAACCAAAGAACUACAAUGCCAAGUGGAAGAACUUCUUAAUAAAGGUUAUGUUAGGGAAAGUUUAAGUCCAUGUGCUGUUCCUGUUAUACUUGUUCCUAAGAAAGAUGGCAGGUUUGUGGUGGUCUAUCUUGAUGAUAUACUUAUUUAUAGCAGGUCUUAUGAUGAACAUGUAAAGCACGUGCAUUUAGUUCUUGAAACUUUAUGCAAAGAAGUUAUGUUUGCUAACCUCAAGAAGUGCGAUUUUUGCACAAACAAACUUGUUUUUCUUGGUUUUGUUGUUAGUGCAAAAGGAAUUGAGGUUGAUGAAGAAAAGGUGAAGGCAAUCAAAAAGUGGCCGAUUCCCACAAAUGCAAGUGAAGUUCGAAGUUUUCAUGGACUAGCAAGCUUCUAUAGGCGUUUUGUGAAAGAUUUCAGUACCAUUGCCGCACCAUUGAAUGAAUUAGUGAAGAAAGAUAUGAAGUUUAAUUGGGGAGAAGCACAACAAUCGGCGUUUGACUUGCUCAAACAAAAACUUACUUCUCCUAUUCUAUCUCUUCCUAAUUUUGAUAAAACUUUUGAGAUUGAUUGUGAUGCUUCCGAUAUAGGUAUUAGAGCUGUUCUAAUGCAAGAUGGAAAGCCAAUAGCCUAUUUUAGCGAAAAGUUGAAUGGAGCAAGCCUGAAGUAUCCAACUUAUGACAAGGAACUCUAUGCACUUGUUAGAGCUUUAGAAGAUGUUAUGCGAUUUUGUGCAAAUUGUAUUGUGUGCAAAUAUACUAAGUCUAAGCUUCAACCACAUGGUUUGUAUAUGCCUCUCCCUAUACCUAGUUCACCUUGGGUUGAUAUUUCUAUGGAUUUUGUACUUGGAUUACCUAGAACUAGGCAUGGGCAUGAUAGCAUAUUUAUUGUCGUUGAUAGGUUUUCAAAGAUGGCACAUUUUAUAGCUUGUAAGAAAACUAAUGAUGCACAACAUAUUGCUGACCUAUUCUUUAGAGAGGUAGUGCAUUUAUAUGGUAUGCCACGCACCAUAGUUAGUGAUAGGGAUGCUAAGUUUUUUAGCUACUUUUGGAAGACUUUAUGGGGUCUUGAUUCGAGGAAGAAUCCUUUCGAGGAGGGAGGGGAUGAUAAAAUCAAGGUUGAUCCUUCACCAAGCAAGCCACGAAUGGAUCCAUUGAAGUAUGAGGGUCCAAUCACACGAUCUAGAAGCAAGAGAUUCAAGACUGCCUUGUGUUCUUUCAUGGUCCACGUGAUAGACAAGAUGCAUUCAAGAAGCAAGAAGGUUUACAUCACUGAGGCUGUUUAG
Messenger RNA from Ricinus communis (castor bean), 2115 nucleotides. RefSeq lists its product as uncharacterized. Bases 1 to 2115 code for a protein of 704 amino acids. NCBI's taxonomy places the organism in Eukaryota, Viridiplantae, Streptophyta, Magnoliopsida, Malpighiales, Euphorbiaceae. Gene Ontology annotation, molecular function: nucleic acid binding. Gene Ontology annotation, biological process: DNA integration. The transcript has 6 exons. The record is from RefSeq and is a predicted model, not a curated record.